AUUAUUCAUAAAAUAGUCGCCAGCAUGGAUUACGAUUAAAAAGUUUAUUUUUUCUAUUAUUGUCCUACACACUGAAAAAUGGAGUGUUAACGAAGCAUAAGAAAUGUUUUGUAAUUUUAAGAAUGUUUGAUCACAAAUUUUUUUCCACUGAUUUUUUUACAUUAUUAAAACUAAUAAAAAAACUGACUUAGUAGUAUUAAAUUGGUAUAUAUCGAGAUCCCAUUUGUGAUAUUUUAUUACACAUCUCUUCCAGUCUCUCACUCUUUGUCCCUCUCUCUUUCUCUAUUACUCUGUCUCCUCUGUUCCGGCGAUGUUCCAACACGCGCCUUCUUCCAUUUCCCUCAUCAUCAUCUUCCUCUUCACCAUUCUAUCACCCGUUUCACCUGAACCGGUCACAGUCCAGCCAUUCCGGGUCAAAUCAUCCCCACCCGCAACCAUACCCGCUUUCCCGGAGCAAUCCGAUUUCUCCGGCUGCCCACUCGAUUUACCAGAAGACCUCUUCCACGGCAUCAAGUCAGCUUGCAGCGGCAAAAAGCUCCACAAAGGAAAAUGUUGCCCCGUACUAGGCGCGUGGCUCUACUCUGCUUACUCAACCACUGCUCUAAGCCGUUCGAUUUCCGCCGCCGCAAGAAACUCAUCCUCCUCCUCCGCCGCGGUAACGACUCCUGAAGAAGAUAUGCCUUUGCUUCCCGAUGACUCGGAGACUUGCGUUGACGGAUUAGGGAAAUCUCUGAGGCAGAGAGGGAUUGAGCUCACUAGACCGAACGAGACUUGCGACGUCGUUUACUGCUACUGUGGAAUCAGAUUGCAUCCGUUGAGCUGUUCCGAGGCUUUUAGAGUGAAUGAUGAAGGGAGACUCGUUGGAGACGAGAGAGUUGAUAGAUUAGAGACUGAUUGUUUGAGUGGAAGCCACAACAAUGCUGAUGGAUUCUCACCUCUUCUUGGUUGCAACAAGUGCUUGAACAGUCUCUAUAAGCUAAAUCCGAAGAAAACUUCAGGGACAAGAAACCCAUCAAAGGAAGACCGAAACAGAACAGCAAAGAUGCACAACAAAGACUGUGUCCUCAUGGGUCUCACUUGGCUUCUCGCUAAGAACCGUACUGCUUAUUUCCCCACUGUCACUUCUGUCCUCCGAGCCGUCAUGCUGAACCACGAUGGCGUGCCACGUUCAUGUGCUCUCGGCAGCGACGGCAUGCCUUUAGCCGUCGAUUCUUCCGAAUUCUCCAACGGCUCGCCAACUUCACUUCAGUAUCCGCACCACUUGGUCCACUUCUUACUUUACAGCGUUAUCACAUUAGUCCUAAUAAGGUCGUGGUGACGUGGCACACCAUGGUUGGAUUUGAUUGUGACGUGGAGCACGUGGCAUUACGUGGUUGGUUGAGAGAAGUGAAAUUCAGAUAGAGAGAAAGAGAGAGGGCUUUGGUUCUGUCUUUGUAAAUUAGUUUUUUGGUGUCGUUGUUGUUUUAGUAGCCAUGUUCUUUAACAUUUUAUUACAUCAAAAAAAUCUUGUUGUAUUUUGUCAAUUAAAUAUUGAAAAAUCACAAUUUGAAAAUAUUUCAACAAUAUUUUCGGUCAUAUCAAAUUAUAUGAGCGCAAUCAAUAUAAAUAUAUCAGUUUUUGGGAG
Molecule: messenger RNA, 1624 nt
Organism: Arabidopsis thaliana (thale cress)
Lineage: Eukaryota; Viridiplantae; Streptophyta; Magnoliopsida; Brassicales; Brassicaceae
Product: GPI-anchored protein
Exons: 2
Coding region: 311-1318 (335 amino acids)
Source: RefSeq, marked reviewed